UCUUAGGCGUCUAUCUUGCCGCAGAUUUGCGAAAACAACGUGCGGCUGUGAUGUGCUUCGAUGACGCCGGUCCGACUGUUUUUGCUUCCUACCGCGAGGACAAGACGCACCAAUCCUAUAGGUGCAACCCCGGCGCAACUACAGCUUUGGUAAAACACCAAGUCGACUCUGUAGAGAACGUGCAAUAGAAAAUUCAGAAUGAAUAGGGCUGAAUGGGUCGAGCGCUAUAGAGGUGAUAUAUCUCUGCCAAAUAGGGAUGAGGUAGUAAAUAAUGCACUGCAGACUCGGAGAAAGCAGGCACACCUCAAGUAUGAGAGUCUCCCAGAGGUCACCCUCUCCGCCGUCACUACUACUAGCCAAGCAAAAUCAUCCAUUCCUGUGCCAAAGCAGUGGUCCUACACCGGUAGAAAGCCGGUUAUAUCAUCCUCUCUCGCCAACACUCCCUGCACCAGCCUCGGCGUUGCUGGACUUCUAGAGAAACUCAAUUCCGCGCUCGGAACGUCAUACACUUUGGAAACCCCUUCCUUAUCCUCUCUUCUUGAAGCCUACAGCACCAAGGACUACGACUUUGGUACUGUCUAUGCUCACCUACGCCCAGUUUGGUACGAUGGAUUGACCGAUGCCAAAAACGAGCUACAUGCCUACGAAAUACAGGACCGGGAGAUGCGACAAGAUGUACUCAUGAAUAACAAGAUCGUUGCCAGCUCAAUGCCUCCUCGAUGCACCUGGGAUCUAUACAGCAAUCGUGUUGUGCCAUGGGGGAUAUCCCAUGCAUGGAUGGAAGAGAAAGAUCGUGCGGAUGUGCUGACACCCAUCAACGGACAUGAAUGGCCUGUGCCCAUUCCAAAGGAUGCCGACCUUGGUCGCAUCCGCAUCGAGAUGCUCAAUCUGGGUGCGGAGUAUGUGUGGUUAGACGUUCUCUGUUUGAGACAGAAAGGUGGGCGGAGAGAGGAUCUGCGUGUGGAAGAGUGGAAGGUGGACGUGCCUACCAUUGGAUCACUGUAUCGGGGUGUGACAGAGAAGGUGGUGUGCUACAUCAGUGGGCUAGGACGGCCUUUGAGUUUGAAGGCAGGUGACUUUGAGAGUGAUCGGUGUUGGUUCAGACGUGCAUGGACGCUGCAGGAGAUCAGCACAGAUCCAAUCAUUGGUGGGGAUACAGGUGAUAACAGGGCCAUGCAAGAGGAGAUACAAGCAAGGUUUGAGAAGGAUCUGUCAUUAUUGCGUCAGAUGCAAGCACAGUUCAACGUGUUUGGCCGCCCGAGCGCACUAUCAGAGAUGCAGAAGCGGGUGUCAACAAAUCCUGUGGAUAAAGUUGCAGGGUUGGCAUACCUUCUGAGAUCAGAUAGGAUACCGGCGUACUACGAGGCCCAGUCUGAAGAGGAUGCAUGGACAGCGCUGGUGGAUGUGAUGCUUGAUGAGUUUCGGGCGGAAUUUCUCUUCCGAUAUCCUAAACCUGGGAAUGGAAACAAAAGUUGGAGACCAUCGUGGAGGCAGGUUAUGACUGAGGUGCUUCCAUCAUACCAUCUACCUAUAGGGAUUGGGCAGGUGGACCGGAAGGAGGAGGAUACAGAUACCGACUGGUAUUGGGGACAUUGUAUUGAAUCUGGUUAUGUGCGAGGAUUGGCCGAAGGACCGCAGGACGGGGAACUGCGACAGGGAGAGUUGCUCGUCGAAGAUAACACUGGGACAAAGCACGUAUUCAACAUCGUUGCCGACCACCAAUACCCAAUACCAGACGGCUUAUACACCCUGAUAGGCAGUGAACCAUUUAUGUUUGGCGUUCCUUUCAUCCGAGUGCAACAUUGGGCAGUUGGGCGAAGAUCUUCAAUGCAGGAGUUUGACAAAGUUUCAGUGUUCACGAUGCUCGACAGGGAAGAAGUGAAGAGGGUGCUGGAUCUGGGUGUCUCCACGGAGAUUGUGAACAUUCUUGCUUAG
Desarmillaria tabescens is the source of this 1935-nucleotide messenger RNA. RefSeq lists its product as uncharacterized. The record is from RefSeq and is a predicted model, not a curated record. Lineage: Eukaryota; Fungi; Basidiomycota; Agaricomycetes; Agaricales; Physalacriaceae. Bases 199 to 1935 code for a protein of 578 amino acids. The transcript has 3 exons.